Scaptodrosophila lebanonensis is the source of this 2195-nucleotide messenger RNA. It is a transcript of the gene ben, whose product is annotated as ubiquitin-conjugating enzyme E2 N. The transcript has 3 exons. The record is from RefSeq and is a predicted model, not a curated record. Bases 385 to 840 code for a protein of 151 amino acids. Lineage: Eukaryota; Metazoa; Arthropoda; Insecta; Diptera; Drosophilidae.
CACACAUUCUCGUGAAAAAAUUUUUUCGAGUUUGUUCGACGUUUCACGUUCAUAAAUUCUUGUAAUAGCAACGAAAUAAAAUCGUUUUGUUGAGUAAUUUGUGCAAAACAAUUGUGGCUGCGUGUGCUGUGAUAGUGUUCAAGUGCAAAACAACAACAACAAGAGGCAGUCAUCGCAGCACGGCCGAAAAGGAAAACGGCAGCUAGAACAGAACGUUUUUGCUGAAAAAAAGAAGAAGAAAAAAGAAACAGCGACCGCGGGAGUCUCAGUCUCUGCCUUGUCUAAACUGAACGGGUGUGCGCUAUUUUGUGCGUGUGUGUGGAGGACAGCAAAUUGCAACAAGUCGCUACAACAACAACCACAACAACAACAAGAAUAUAAACCAUGUCCAGCUUACCGCGACGCAUCAUAAAGGAAACCCAGCGUCUGAUGCAGGAACCAGUUCCCGGUAUCAAUGCCAUUCCCGAUGAGAAUAACGCCCGUUAUUUCCAUGUUAUUGUCACCGGUCCGAACGAUUCUCCAUUCGAGGGUGGUGUCUUCAAGCUGGAAUUAUUCUUACCCGAAGACUAUCCGAUGUCAGCACCGAAGGUUCGCUUCAUAACGAAAAUCUAUCAUCCCAACAUUGAUCGUCUGGGUCGCAUUUGCCUCGACGUCCUCAAGGACAAAUGGAGUCCAGCCCUUCAAAUUCGCACCAUACUCUUGUCCAUUCAGGCACUACUCAGCGCCCCAAAUCCCGAUGAUCCGCUGGCCAACGAUGUCGCCGAACUGUGGAAGGUGAACGAGGCUGAGGCCAUACGCAAUGCACGCGAAUGGACCCAGAAGUAUGCCGUCGAAGACUGAAGAGUGCGCGUGGACAUGGACGUGGACGUGGAAGUGGGUGUGGGCGUAGGGGCGUGAGCGUUAUCGUUGCUGUUGUCAUUGUAGUCGCAAAAUUUAGGCUUAGCGUAACAUAUAAACAAACACACACACACACCUACACACACACACUUAGUGACAGAAAUGGUAGAAAAAAGUAGGAGUCAAACGAAGCGAACUUAGACAAGUGGGGAGAGUAGGGUUACAGUGACAGCGGACGUGACGUUGUGAUGGUGCGGUAUGAGAGUAUGCAGGGGGCAUGCAAAGGACACUAAAAAAAAAACAACAACAAACAAACGAAAAACAAAUGAUAGCUGAUGGAAAAAAAACAAACUACUUUUUUGUAACAAAUUUUUUUUUGCUCGGGCGGGUUUUCUAAACAUAAGAGAUAUAAUAAUGUAUGUAUGCUUCAUAACACACUCAACACAACACCAACACACAACACAAUAAACAUAUACAUACAUUUUAUAAAAAAAAAAACUCAGUACUUUUGUAUACCAAUAAGUCAGGCAUAGAACGAGAUGAAGCGUGUCCAAUUAGGUUGUUGACGGUAGCGUUUAGGUAGGGUUUUAAAUCACCAUUAAAACAUAUUUUAAAAAAUUAACAACUUUUCUCAGUUUACAAAACAGUCUGAAAGGCAUAGCUGAAAGGCAUUUUUCCUUAACAUUUAGAAAAUACAUAUGCAGUUAUAUUUUAUCACAAAAGAGACAUCUAUACUCUUCUCAAUUCAUUUCGAUUUCUAAUUGUCAUCAAGAGGAUGAUUUUAAUUUUCUUUACACUCGUUGCGUUAAGUAGAGAUUAACGGGAACUAUCUUUGUUUAACCAAAAUAGAAUCCAUACAGAAAGAACCCACACAGUACAAGAUCUAAGAGUAAAACAUUUUCUUACAACUGACCAACACAAAAACACAAACAAACAAGGGCGAAAAGCACGGUGACCUACACAGAAGGAGAAACAAAAGAGAAGCUUUUCUUCCUUCCCCAACCACAACACUAAAAAUAACAGCUAAUUUCCAAUUGUCAUAAUGAUGAUGAAAAGGGAAGAAAACUGUUUUUAAAACUUUAACCUUACCCUUACCUUUUUGCAUCGUUUUUUCGUUCAAUAGAGAGAUAGAGAGAGAGGGAGAUGUGAAAGGUAUGCAAAAACCUCUGAUACUUCACAUUCACAAACAAACUGCGUUUUUAAUAGCUACACUCAAAUAUUAAGAGGGGUGCAUAGUUUCUACAACUAUAUAUAUUUAGAGCGAAGCCAGCCACUGCCUCAGUAUAACGCUGCCGUCGCGUCUUCAAUUGGAAACUAAGUUAUUUUGACAAAAUAUAUGAAAAAUGUUUUAAAAGCAA